Messenger RNA from Macrobrachium nipponense, 4730 nucleotides. RefSeq lists its product as uncharacterized. Gene Ontology annotation, molecular function: zinc ion binding; ubiquitin conjugating enzyme binding; ubiquitin protein ligase activity. Gene Ontology annotation, biological process: proteasome-mediated ubiquitin-dependent protein catabolic process; multicellular organism development. Bases 1418 to 3262 code for a protein of 614 amino acids. Gene Ontology annotation, cellular component: cytoplasm. The transcript is spliced from 2 exons. The record is from RefSeq and is a predicted model, not a curated record. NCBI's taxonomy places the organism in Eukaryota, Metazoa, Arthropoda, Malacostraca, Decapoda, Palaemonidae.
CCUCAGUGACCGUCGGAGUGGUUCGAGUAUUAACACACGCGUGCGCGUAGUACCUGUCUCCGCCGAUUUUUGUUAUUUUUUUAAGCCUGUGUUCGCCUCUGGAGGAUUUAAGUGCGCCCCAUCCACUCGUCUCCUCGUUUAUCAAGGUUUACGUGGCUUACUUGCAGCCGUAAACCACAUAGCGAAAGCACGAAGGACGUCAAAAGCGAAAACAUAAAUCAUAAGGUGACGAGACUUCUAUCUAUAUGGGUGGAAAACCCAAGAGUGAAAUUCGCUCCUCCUGCAGAUCUCCUUCAGAGAGGUCCCACACCACCGCGCCCUGGCCAGGGCAGCAGGGGCCGUUUCGAAGCGCGACCUAGCGGUGCCCUAAGUCAUGCGUAGUCGUCUUCGAAGCGGAUGGGAAAUUGGAAACGUCAGGGACUUCACGAGGAAGGGUGGAUUAUUUUAACGGUGUCUGGGACGACUUUAUCGCGUCUAUCGUCCUAUGACGCAUAGGCGACGACGCCUCCUCUUGAAGUCGUCGUUGUCUAAAUCGGUGCGCCCCCAAAAAACAAAGAAGGGGGCGUGGGGGGGGCCGAACAGAUUGACGAUCUGGGAUCAAGACUGUAACGCCGCCAAUCAGAAAACGGAAAGUUAGUAUCUUCCGAGUGUCGCCUUUCAAGGAGAUUCUUAGUCAUUUAAUUUGGUCUCUCUCUCUCUCUCUCUCUCUCUCUCUCUCUCUCUCUCUCUCUCUCUCUCUCUCUCUCUCUCUUGGCCUCCGACCCCGCCAAUCCUUCAUCGUACAUCAACCUUAGAUGCGACAGAGACAAUCUUCGCGCCUGUGAUUUUUAUUUUAUUUUUUUGUCGCGUCGCUCCGCCGAUGCCGAGCGAGCAAACUAAUUGCAAUUACCCUUCACCUGAGCCGAAAAUAAACCCACAGUGUCACAGUGAAUAGCAGGAAAAACUACGUCACUGAAUAAAAUAAAAAAAAGCCAGGAGAAACAUUGGCAAGACGUCGUGUGCCCCGCGUGAGAGUAGCCAAUGAAUAUAACAUACUUUUACGUAAUCCUCUCUAUUCCCCCGCGACUGAAUCGCUUGUGGAGAACGCGUAGACUUACUUGAUCAUUCUGGGAAUUUGGUUUACUCAGGAGUCGCUGAGGAAGGACACGUACAAGAAAACGACGGGCAACAGCAUUAGCGAGAAACAUUACUAUUUGAUGCCAAGCGGAACUUGUGGGUGGUGGUGGUUGUCGACGGCAAAAGGCAGCGGAUAUAUAACAUCGAAAGAUUCAGUUCACAGUUCAGUCUCUCAAGUGCAACAGAGUAUAGUGUUUGUGUGUAUCAAAAGAGAGCAAGAGUCAUUAGCAUCGCAAAGACAUCAAUAACUCGCAACUUCCAGACUCCUUGUUGUAUUCGAGUCGUCAGUUCCCCAAUCUAUAUGAAAACCAUUAUGCCCGGUUCCGUCUUCUCCUUCUCGCGGGCCAUCAGUGAUUCGAUCGACACCUUCCACUCUUGCGAGGACGUGCAAGAGGCAUGGGUAUGCAACGGUGAUUCCCAGCAAAGUACCCACGCCCACGUCAACGGCAGAGUGCCCAAGAAGACCACCACCCCGCAUGUCAACGGAAUCAAGAUAAACAAAUUAGCCAUGGAGAGUCCUUAUAACCUCCAGGAGGAUGUAACGGCUGGUGAAGGGAGUAGUAGUCCUAACAGAGAUCAUAUGACCUGCUCGUCGACAGAGGGCAAAGGGGGUAUUAUACAGCCUGAGGAAGGCGAAGGGGUAGGAGUAGAAGAGGAAGAAGGAGAAGAAAACGACGACAUCCUAGCAGAAUCCAUCAACAUCCCCGUAGUCGAGGCCCGCUUGAGUCUCGACAUCAGCCAGUCACUGACCCGUCAGAAGAUCAGCUCCGUUCAGAGGGGGAGAACUCUGUCCUACGCCGACAAGGACGACGAUUCCGAAGAGGCUCCUACGAGGCGCACACCUUUCUUCAGCCACAAAGACAGCCUAGAUCUAGGUGGUCUUCCUCAGAACGCCCCCUCUCCUCCUUCUCCUCUUACGGGAGGUUCCUCGCCGUCGCCGCGUCUGACGCCCAAGAUGGAGAAGAAUAGCAAGAUCGCUAGGAACCCUUCCUACCACUCGGCGGUGAGGGUGUCCCCCGUCGUGGAGAUCCCGCCUUCCAAGACGACGACCUUCACCCUCAGCGGCCAAAACUACACCAGCAGCAGCGACGAAGGGACUCCUGAACACGACUGCUCGUUCGCGAGUGCCGAAACCAUCCACAAAUUUCCCGCCAAAAGCGCGGGGGGAGCACUACCACCACUUCGCCCCUCCGUCCCCUCCUCCUCCUCCUCCGCACUGGCGAAAUUGGGGAAAAACCAACCUCUGGACCUGCCCGUGGCUGCCAACAUGCCCAGGAGUGCCUCCUUCAGUGGCGGGGGUAUCUUGUCGCCCUCCUCGCCAGCCAGCGACAGUUUCAGGCAAGUCUACGGCCGGCGCGGGAGUAUAUCGCAGCCCUCCACGCCCGUGACGAAGAGGGCCCUGCUCCCCAAGCCCCUGCCGAAGGAGGUGACCCACAACAAUAACAUCAAGAUCACCAGGGGCUCCGCCAUCACCCGCAGUUUCAGGAGGCUCUUCAGCACGCCCUUAAAGACGUCCUCCUCGCCGGCGGCGUCCUCCACGGAGGACUACUGGUUGGACACACCCGAACCCGACUCCCCGACGCCAUCGGAAGCCCGUUCGACUUCCCGGUUGCGGAAACUCAGCACUACCCUCACGAGGAAGCUGUCGACGCGCACGACGAGGAUGAGCAACAGCUACACCUUCCCGACCAACGGGCACGGGCAGGGCGUCAUCAUCAACGGGGAGCCUAUGCCCGAGAGCAGCACUCUGGUGGACUACGAGGAGCUGAUGAAGCUCUUCUCCUGCUCGGGGUGCCAGGCCAUCAUGGCGCCGCCCUUGUACCAGUGCCGGAAGGGCCACCUGGUCUGCAACACCUGUCGGUUCUCCCUGAAGCAGGUGUGCCCCGUCUGCAAGCAGCGGUUCGCGGAGACCACCAAUUUGAUGAUGGAACAGGUUUGUCAUCUCGUGAAGUUCCCCUGCAAAUGGUCCAACAGAGGCUGCCCGGAGUUCCACCUGCCCAAGGCUCGUGUGGACCACGAACAUUUCUGCAUCUAUAGGCCCCUGCACUGCCACCACGCCCCUAGAGGGUGCCCCAAGGUCCUCCUGCUGAGGGAUAUGGAGGCGCACCUGACGGAAUGCGAGUACAGAGACUUCAAGGAGAAGUGAGAUCGAGUCUACGAGACAUACCAAUCUUUUUUUUUUUUCUCCCUCUCUAGGCCUAACUGAUUUCCAUGGACCUAACUUGUGACUUUGCACUCUGCCCUAGGCUGCUCAAACAGUCUUAAAGGCUACUUGAGAAAGCACGUGUGACUUUCAGAGUCCAAAAGGUCUUAAUCAUUGUGGCUUAGACUUAACACAGUCUAGGCCUAAGGAAACGGUGCACGAAUUAGUACUACUACAGCCAGCUGUUAUAUCUGUUUUUUGGUGAAUCUAAUAUGUAUGAAACAUAUUCCCAAUGGCCACAAGUUUCUAAUGUGGCGAGGAUUAUAUGAAUACGUAUAGUUAAAAGUACAACCCACGUGUCGAAUUUGAAUGACAUAUUUUUAUCUGUUCAGUGAUGUGAUGAGAUUUCUGUCCUAGAUUCACGAACUGGCAACUCGAAAGGGGAGCCGUUUCGCGUGACGUCACUACCCAGUCAGCGUUGCCAAUGUGGAUGGCAGUGCUUCAAGCAAUCUUUAUAAAGCUAUAAAAAAUAUUAUUCUGUAAAAAAAAAAAACUUAGUUUUUUAAUAUUCGAAGGAUUUACAAAUGUAGAUUAUGUUACAUUGUUAUGAUUGUGAUAUACAGAUGGUAUAAACUAGUGAUAGAUUUUUUAGAGAAAGACAAUAAGUUUUCAACUUGUAACGCUGUGUUAGGGUGAUGUUAUAGACGCAUAAAGUGCUUGUGCUGGGAUGCUAUAGUCCAAAGAUUUUAAUAGUUUUUUUUGGGGGGGUGGGGUGAUUGUAAGAAAAACUAUUUAUUCCAUUUCAAUAAUUUGCAUAAGUUUAACAUAUCUGAAAAUACCAAUUUAUGAUGUAAAACAAUAAAUUUUGGAUAUAUCGAAGGUAGCAUACUAGCUGGAAUCAUCAUGUACUUUUCAAAAUCCUUAUAUUUUGAAAAGGAUUGAAUUAUUUGGAAGUUUUUGAUGAAAAGAAUACCUCUGGAUUUGAAAACGAAGGUUUAAUUUGUUAAAAUUUGGUAUAAACCUAAAAAAAGGGUCACUUCCAAAAAAAAAUGAAUAACUAAAUGAAAAAUAAAGUUUAUUCUAAUUCAAAUAAAAAAUUAGUCCUGCACAAGAAAUCAGCAUGAAUAAACCCACUUUUUUAUAUAUAAGUAUAACUAAAUAUUAGUUAAAUGUAUAUUUCAUACUUAAGACAAACAAUGACUAUUAUCAAUACACUUGACUUAAAGCUAGAAUGUAAAGUAUGUAUAUAUAUAUAUGUAAGAAUUUUUGUAAAUACUUCUUAAGUUACUUAUAAAUCUGGUCUGGAUGGAAUAUUGGAUGCAAGAGUUUGGAAAAAUUGUAAAUAAUCACAUUAUGAAUGAUUAUGUGCAGUUUGUAUAUAUAUUAUAUUAUCUUUUAUUUUAACUGGUGUUUUAAGGAUAUUGGCUCUUUUGGCUGUAUAUAUAUAUAUAGAGCAUCCCCCCUUGUUAAC